AUGAUUAUUCUGUCCAAAACACUACCAGCAUUUGAUGGUGAGAAUUAUCACCUGUGGGCAGUUAGAAUGGAGGUUUUUCUUGAUGCAAAUGAUCUUUGGGAAGCUGUUGAGGAGGAUUAUGAGGUUGGUCAAUUGCCAGAAAAUCCAACACUUAAUCAAAUCAAGUAUCAUAAGGAAAGAAAGCAGCGAAAAUCAAAGGCAAAGUCUUGUCUAUUUUCUGUUGUUUCUCAAUCAAUCUUCAUCAGAAUUGUGAUUCUAAAGUCAGCAAAGGCUAUCUGGGAUUUUCUCAAACAAGAGUAUGAAAGAAAUGAGAGAGUCAAAAGGAUGCAAGUGCUGAAUUUGAUCAAGGAGUUUGAGAUGCAGCGGAUGAAGGAGUCAGAAAGGGUGAAAGAAUAUUCUGACAGACUUCUAAGCAUUGUAAACACGGUGAGGUUGUUUGGGACAGAAUUUUCCGAUACAAGGAUAGUGCAGAAAAUCCUUGUGACUCUUCUUGAGAGGUUUGAAAAGUUACUCGAGAAUAUAAAUGCAUGA
This is a messenger RNA of Cajanus cajan (pigeon pea), 531 nucleotides long. RefSeq lists its product as uncharacterized. Lineage: Eukaryota; Viridiplantae; Streptophyta; Magnoliopsida; Fabales; Fabaceae. The record is from RefSeq and is a predicted model, not a curated record.